Messenger RNA from Oryza brachyantha (malo sina), 4435 nucleotides. RefSeq names its product eukaryotic translation initiation factor 5B. NCBI's taxonomy places the organism in Eukaryota, Viridiplantae, Streptophyta, Magnoliopsida, Poales, Poaceae. The record is from RefSeq and is a predicted model, not a curated record. Bases 182 to 4096 code for a protein of 1304 amino acids. Gene Ontology annotation, molecular function: GTPase activity; GTP binding; translation initiation factor activity. The transcript is spliced from 10 exons.
GAGAGUAGAGGAGAGGAGAGUAGGAUCCAUCCCGUUUGGGUGUUUGUUAUCUUGGUUUUGGUUUGCGAUUGCGAGAGCAGCCUCGCGAAUCGAUCUCCCGUCUCCGCCCAAACCCUAAACACGCCGACUCUCCAAACCCUACUCCCCCACCCCGAUCCCCCUUCCCCCUCCCGCGCCAUCCAUGGGGCGCAAGAAGAACCUUGCCAUCGACGACGACGAGUACUCCUUCCCACAGGACGACGCCGCCGACAAGGACAAGCCUAAGAAGGGCGCCAAGAAGGGCAAGAAAGGCGCCAAGGCCGCCCUGCCCGAUGACGACGACUACGAGCCCCCUGCGCGGCCUCCUGGAGACGACGACGAGGAGCCGAUCAACCUCGUCUUCACCGGCAAGAAGAAGAAGAAGGGCGGCGGCGGCGGCGGCGGCAGCGGUGUGAGCUCCUUCAGCGCCCUUGCUGCCGAUGAGGACCAACACGACAACGACGACGACGACGAGCCCGCCUCCGUUGAGCCGGAUGCAGCUAAAUCAGGCGCCGAGGACGACGACCUCGAUUUCGACUUCAGCAAGGCCAAGAAGAAGAAGAAGAAGAGUAAGGACAAGGGAGAUCGCCCUGCCCCUCUACAAGACGACGACGACCUAGAUAAGCUGCCCCCUUCCGCUGCUGACGAUGAAGAUGGAGAGGAGGAGGUCGUGGCUGCUCCUGCAGCUUCAAAGAAGUCGCAGAAGAAGAAGAAAAAGAAGGGCGGGUUCACCGUGGACGAUGAGGACAUUGACAAGCUCCUCGCUGAGAUUGAGGACACUUCUCCUCCCUCCGAGGAGGCUGAGCCGGAGGUGAAAGCUGAGGGUUCUGUGGCUGCCCAUGAUGUGGAUGAUGCCUUAGGAAAGAAAUCAAAGAAGAAGAAAAAGAAGGGAGGCUUUACCAUCGAUGAUGAGGACGUAGACAAGCUCAUUGCAGAGUUUGAGGACCAGCCACCUCCUGUUGAGGAGCCUGAGCCUGAGCCUGAGGCAGUGAAAGAUGAGGGUAAUGUGGCUGCUGCAACCAGUGUGGAUGAUGCGGAAAGCAAGAAAUCAAAGAAGAAAAAGAAGAAGAGUGGAAGGACAGCACAGGAAGAGGAGGAUUUGGAUAAGCUUCUUGCCGAGCUUGGUGAGGGCACACCAGCAGAGAAGAAGGAGGUGCUGCCCCAGGCUCCACCUGCUGCAGCAAUGGUGAAGGAAGAUACGGAAACUGCCGAGGAUGGUAAUGUAGAGCAGAAGGCUGGGGAAGGAGAGGUGGAAUCUGCUGCAGCCAAGAAGAAGAAGAAGAAGAAGGAAAAGGAGAAGGAGAAGAAGGCAGCAGCUAAGGAGGCAGAUGCCAAGAAAGAAGAUGUAAAGGAUGUAGAAGCUCCUAAAGGGAAGGUUGACAUGAAGAAGCUCCCGAAGCAUGUACGGGAGAUGCAGGAGGCACUUGCCAGGAGGCAGGAAGCUGAGGAACGGAAGAAGCGUGAGGAGGAGGAACGACUGAGGAAAGAGGAGGAAGAGCGAUUGAAGAAAGAGGAGGAGGAGAGGAAAGCCGAGGAAGCAAAGAGGAGGAAGAAGGAGAGGGAAAAGGAGAAGCUGCUGAAGAAGAAGCAGGAGGGUAAGCUCUUGACUGGGAAGCAGAAGGAGGAAGCGAAGAGGUUAGAAGCAAUGAGAAGACAGUUCCUUGAGCAGAGUGAGCGUCAAGUAGCUGAUGGUGCUGUCCCUGAGACAAAGAAGAGGCCUAUAUAUGAUUCCAAGAGGAAAAAGGGUCAACAGAAGCCUGUGGAGACUGCAAAGUUAGUUGAAGAACAACCACAAGAAGUCGAUGAAGCUAACAAAGAUGAGGAAGAGUAUGUCUUAGUGGAUCAGGAAUCUCAGUCGCAGGUGGAGGAAUCUGAGGAGAAAACCGAACCUGAUCAGGAUGUGGAAGAACUGAAACCAGAAGAGGAGGAGGAAGAUGAAGAUGAAUGGGAUGCAAAGAGCUGGGAUGCUAUAGAUGUUAAUUUGCCUAAGACAAGUGCCUUUGAGGAAGAAGAGGCGAAGCCUGUUGUCAAGAAGGCUGUUGAACCUGUCCAGAAGCAGGAAAAUUCUAAAGCACAAUCUACAGUGGCUACUGUCAAGAAGGUUGGUCCUGCUGCGAACUCCAAUAAAGGUGAAAUGGAAGAUGUGGAAUCCAGUAAUGGAAAUGUUAGAAGGAAUAGAGGUGCUUCAAAGAAAGGACCAAUUAAAGACGAUGAGACUAAGAAUGGCGGUGACCUCCGUUCACCAAUUUGUUGCAUCCUUGGCCAUGUUGAUACUGGAAAGACAAAGCUGCUAGACUGUAUUAGACGAACCAAUGUACAGGAAGGAGAAGCUGGGGGUAUUACCCAACAGAUUGGAGCUACGUACUUCCCAACUGAAAAUAUUAGAGAGAGAACAAAAGAACUUAAAGCGGAUGCCACACUUAAGGUUCCUGGUUUGCUUGUUAUUGACACUCCUGGUCACGAGUCGUUCAGUAAUCUGCGUUCUAGAGGUUCAAGUUUGUGUGACAUUGCUAUCUUGGUUGUUGACAUUAUGCAUGGGCUUGAACCUCAAACAAUCGAAUCCCUUAAUCUGUUGAAGAGCCGUGAUGCAGUGUUCAUCGUUGCCUUGAAUAAGGUCGAUCGUCUUUAUGGUUGGAAAAAGUGCCCAAAUGCCCCUAUCGGGAAGGCUUUAAGGCAACAAAACGAAGAUGUUAAGAGGGAGUUCAAUAUGAGGCUUACCGAUAUUGUGACACAAUUCAAGAUGCAAGGUGUGAAUACUGCUUUGUACUACAAGAACAAGGAGAUGGAAGAUACAUAUAACAUAGUGCCUACCAGUGCAAUAAGUGGUGAAGGCAUUCCUGAUCUGCUUCUUCUGUUGGUGCAAUGGGCACAAAAGACAAUGGAAGAAAGACUUACUUUCGUUGAUGAAGUUCAGGUACGGUGCAUACAUUUACUUGACCUUAUAAAAGCAGGCAUUCUUAUCUCGUCUCUGUUUCAGUGUACUGUGCUGGAAGUCAAGGUUGUUGAAGGUCAUGGUACUACAGUUGAUGUUGUGUUGGUCAACGGUAUACUACAUGAAGGAGAUCAGAUAGUUGUGUGUGGCAUGCAGGGACCCAUCGUGACAACGGUUAGAGCUUUGUUAACACCACACCCAAUGAGGGAGCUUCGAGUUAAGGGCACAUACCAACAUCAUAAAAAGAUCAGAGCUGCACAGGGUGUUAAAAUAUCGGCACAGGGUCUUGAACAUGCAAUUGCAGGGACUGCUCUUUAUGUGUCAAAGCAUGAUGAUGAUCUGGACAGACUAAAAGAUGCUGUGAUGGAAGAGAUGACUAGGGUUAGAAAUCGGAUUGAUAAGAGUGGCGAAGGUGUCUAUGUACAAGCAUCCACCCUUGGGUCAUUGGAAGCUCUUACUGAGUUCUUGAAGAGCCCUGCUGUGAAUAUUCCCUUCUGUGAUUUCAGUAUAGGGCCAGUACACAAGAAAGACGUCAUGAAGGCCAGUGUUAUGCUUGAGAGGAAGAAAGAAUAUGCUACUAUCUUGGCAUUUGAUGUCAAAGUGAUGCCUGAUGCCCGUGAUCUUGCCGAAGAGUCUGGUGUGAAGAUCUUUGUUGCAGAUAUAAUAUACCACCUUUUUGACCAAUUUACAGCAUACAUUAAGAACCUGAGGGAAGAAAAGAAGAAAGAAAGUGCUGAAGAAGCUGUUUUCCCCUGUGUUCUCAAGAUUAUGCCAAACUGUGUCUUUAACAAGAAGGAUCCAAUUGUUUUAGGUGUUGAUGUCCUUGAAGGAAUAGCCAAGGUGGGAACACCUCUCUGCAUACCCACUAAAGAAUAUAUUGAUAUUGGGAAGAUUGCAUCUAUUGAAAUUAACCAUAAGCAAGUUGAUGUGGCCACAAAAGGGCAGAAGGUGGCUAUAAAGAUUAUUGGGAGCAAUCCUGAUGAGCAGCAGAAGAGUUUUGGCAGGCAUUUUGACAUGGAAGAUGAGCUUGUGAGCCGCAUCACGAGGCGAUCUAUUGAUCUUCUUAAAGAAAAUUACAGGGACGAUUUGUCAAUGGAUGACUGGAAACUUGUUGUUAAGUUGAAGACCAUCUUGAAGAUACCAUGAAAUCGCAAAGCUUGCGGAAGCCCCUGAAAGCCUGUCCACCAAAAGGUAGGGAGGAGUUAAUGCCUUAAUGGUGGCAUCUGGGCUAGGGUAGCAUCCAUAAAAUUUUCACGUUACUGAGACAUGGAUUUGCCGGGUUGAGAAGCUCUGUCCUGACACACCUAUGUUCAUGCUGCCCAGAGAGUUUCAAUUUUGAUACGGUUUUUUCUUUUUGUGACUUGCUCAAAAUGAGGUUGAUCAACACUUCAUUUUACAAAUAUAAUCCGAAACUUCCAGAUUUUGAGGUGUUCUUUGGAAGAGGCAUGUGCUACUGUUUGGCGUGGCAUGUCAUUUUUGCUACUA